GCCAUCUGUGAUCUUUGAUUUCUCACUUUUUUAUUCUCUUCCCCCCUUCCCCCAGUAUCAGUUUUCUGCCGAUAUAAUCAUUCAUCCAGUUGGAACUCUGGAUGUGCUCUGUUACGUUUAAUUGCUGCAAGGAAGACUAGAAACAAUAAUGUUCCGAAGAGUUUCCAUUCCGGUUGUAAGAAAAUCGAUUUCUUACAGUGCUGUGACACAAGUGAGGGCUUAUCAUCCACCGGCCGACCACAAACCACCAACCAUGGAUGAACUUCCUAUUCCAGAAGGAUCAUGGCAAUCACAAUAUGAUUCAAAUCAAAGAAAAUACAAUCUACAUUUAAUUGGAGGUGUUACAAUUUUGACCCUGACAUUGGGAUUUAUUGCCCAAAGUGGUGUUAUUGACUUCAACUACUCUACUCCAACACUGACAAAUGAAGAAAUUUCUCAAAAGUAAAUGGAGAACAUAAGAACACAUACUUAUCAUGUGUGUAUAUGAACUUCUAUUAGUAUAUGUAUGAAUAGUAUGUAAUAAUAAAAUUCCUUUAGUAAGUGUUUUAGUUGUAAUUUGUUGUCUGUUUUAAUAAAGUGAAAAUUGGAUCAGUUUGAA
Molecule: messenger RNA, 598 nt
Organism: Zootermopsis nevadensis
Lineage: Eukaryota; Metazoa; Arthropoda; Insecta; Blattodea; Termopsidae
Gene: COX7B
Product: Cytochrome c oxidase subunit 7B
Source: RefSeq, a predicted model, not a curated record